CAAGUAGGUUCAAUUCACAAAGCUUGUGCGAAACUGCAGCUGUCUAGAUGUUUAGGCUGUUGAUUAUCAUCUUCAAAUAUACGUUUUCUUUCCUUGUGGUAAAAUAGGAUUAUAUUUGGUGUUUAAGUUGUAUAACCAAAAAGACAAAAAGAAAUGAAGUUAUCUUAAUUUACGAGCACCUGACGGAGGGUGCAAGCACAAGAGAUAAAAUGAGCGUGUUUUAAACAUGUCUGACGUAGACCUCCAAAUGCACCGAGUCCACUCUAUGAUGAUUGAAGAUGAUAAAAAAAGGACGAGGAGAACUAGAAUUACAUUGAGGGAAAUUGUCACAUAGUCCAAAGUAGAGGGGUAUUUUUUACCCUUUUCCCUAAAAAAAAAUAAGUAUAAUUGGAAAUUGUGCUCUUUCGGGUCAGGAGAUUCUUAUAUAUUUACCGAAAAUCAGAGAAACACAUUUUUUGCCGCCAUUUCAAUCAGAAUUAAAACAUAAAGCAGCAUUAGUGCAAUAACAGAUUAUAUGAUCGAUAGAGAAGCUUCAAUUCGAAAUUUUCGUGCUAGGGUUUCAAUUCCAUAAGAGCCUUACAUUUUCAAAUUCGUCAAGUUAUUGAGCCCUUCUGAAGGUGAAAAUUUGUUUUGUUCUGAUUUUUCAAAUUCGAGUGCAUGGGAUCAGAAAUGUUAUGCUCAGAACUUUGAAUGAUUCCACAACUUUGUAUAACGUGCUAUGAAAUUGACAAUCAUCUCUGAAGGUUGAGAUGAGAUGCAAUGCUUGCUGGCGAGAACUGGAAGGAAAGGCCAUCACUACCACUUGUGGCCACGUCUUCUGUCAGAAUGAUGCUAGCAAGAUUCUCAGCAAUGAUGCCGCUUGUCCUAUCUGUGAUCAAGUUCUGUCUAAAAGUCUCAUGAAACCUGUGGACAUCAAUCCAGGCGAUGAAUGGAUAAAUAUGGUCAUGGCUGGAAUUACACCACAGAUAUUAAUGAAGAGUGCCUACAGAAGUGUGAUGUUCUACAUUGGGCAAAAGGAAUUGGAAAUGCAGUUCAAGAUGAACAAGCUAGUAGCUCAAUGCCGUCAGAAAUGUGAGAUGAUGCAGGAAAAAUUCUCUGAAAAGUUGGAGCAAGUACAUACUGCAUACCAGAAGGCGGCUAAAAAGUGCCAAAUGAUGGAACAAGAGAUUGAGAGCUUAUCUAAAGACAAGCAGGAACUCCAAGAAAAAUUUGCUGAAAAAUCCAGGCAAAAAAGAAAACUUGAUGAAAUGUAUGAUCAGUUGAGAAAUGAAUAUGAUUCAGUAAAGCGCACAGCCAUUCAGCCAAGUAAUUUCUUUUCAAGACCAGAGCCUGAUUUGUUCGCAGAUCCUGCUAAUAUGAUGGAUAACAGAGAUAAUAUGAGAAAAGAUUGGUCGGUUCUCACUCCUGAAACUCCAGGACCAAGAGAAGACAUAUGGCCACCAGCAAGACAGAAUAAUUCCAACUCUGGGCCUUUCGAUGUCUCGGGUGGCUCCCCUGUAAGACAGUCAGCGAUACCAGUGGAUGCUGGAAACAGACGAGCAGGUGGACGUCCUAUGCUUGGCGUGGCAACUGGAGCAAGCAAUCCCUCAAUGACCCUUAGGAAUCUCAUCCUAUCACCAAUUAAGAGACCUCAACUCUCCCGCAACAGACCACAGAUGUUCACGUUUUAAGUUGGGAGAUCUGUCAAUUUCAAUAGUGUGGAGAAAAAUAUGCUUGAGAUGCAACGAUGGAUCAGGUUUCCUCGACGUUUUCAUUGGGAAAUUUUUCUGUGAAUUAAAGUGCCAGAUAUUGAAAUGCUAGCUGGCUUUUCUUUUGUGGGGAGAAAAGUAAAGAUGAUGUAGAGUAAUGUUUCAUAGUUUACGUACAAAUAGAUGAUGUGAUAUGCAGUUUAAUACUUGCAACUUCUCUUGCACUACUUAAGUGUAGCAUUUGCCUCUUUCUUACUUGAGGAUUCAGAAGUUGACAGUCUGGAAAAUGGAAACACCACCUUCCUUGUGCUGUAAAUUACCAGUACUCUUUAGAUUACAUGCUGCUAACCUACCAAAACAUUUCUUUUGGUAUUUAUGUGAUCUCAUGAUAUCACGUGGGAAGGCAAGACAACAUUCGAAAUUGGAGCUUUUGGGAGUGAUUGGCAAAAACUUACCCAUACCUGCACCAAAUUGUAUUAAUUUAUCACGAUUAAGUGAUAAAUUGAGGUCAUAGUAUGCAUUGAUUAAUUACAGUUUAGUGAUAGUAGUGUAUGUAAAAAUACAUGUUAUGUAGCAUUCAUUGGAUUGGUGUAAAUAUCGGGUGUGGUUAAGUUUUCUCAGGACGAGAUA
Molecule: messenger RNA, 2318 nt
Organism: Lycium barbarum (goji berry)
Lineage: Eukaryota; Viridiplantae; Streptophyta; Magnoliopsida; Solanales; Solanaceae
Product: E3 ubiquitin-protein ligase CCNB1IP1 homolog
Exons: 10
Coding region: 750-1670 (306 amino acids)
Biological process (GO): chiasma assembly
Source: RefSeq, a predicted model, not a curated record